Molecule: messenger RNA, 779 nt
Organism: Phragmites australis (common reed)
Lineage: Eukaryota; Viridiplantae; Streptophyta; Magnoliopsida; Poales; Poaceae
Exons: 4
Coding region: 102-779 (225 amino acids)
Biological process (GO): proteolysis
Molecular function (GO): serine-type endopeptidase activity
Source: RefSeq, a predicted model, not a curated record
GAUCUAUUUCUGCAGAACACACAGCAGGUAUCAAGGAAGGACUAACACGUAAUCUCGUGUAAGCACUAACACGGUUCGAUUGUUUUUUGCGGACGCAGCCAAUGCCUGCCGAAUUCCCUCUCGACCGAGAAGGUGCGAGGCAAGAUCGUCGUCUGCUUGAGGGGCACAGGCCUGAGAGUGGAAAAGGGCCUAGAGGUGAAGCGCGCGGGCGGCGCGGCCAUUCUGCUCGGCAACCCACCGGCCUUCGGCACCGAGGUCCCCAUCGAUGCGCACGUCCUCCCGGGCACCGCGGUCUCCGCGGACGACGCCAGGACCAUCCUCGGCUACAUCAAUUCCAGCUCGACCCCGACCGCGAUGUUGGACCGCUUCAGGACCGUGGUGGACGUCCGGCUGUCGCCGGUGAUGGCGCAGUUCUCGUCGCGUGGCCCCAACGUCGUCGAGCCCAACAUUCUCAAGCCGGACGUUACGGCGCCAGGACUAACAUCCUGGCGGCAUGGAGCGAGGCGUCGUCACCGACGAAGCUCGACGGCGACGGCCGCGUGGUGAAGUACAACAUCGUCUCGGGAACGUCCAUGUCGUGCCCGCACGUCUCCGCCACCGUCGUCCUCCUUAAGGCCGCGCACCCCAGCUGGAGCUCCGCCGCAAUCCGAUCGGCCAUCAUGACCACCGCAACAAUCAACAACGCGGAAGGCGGCUCAAUAAUGGAGAGAGGGCAGCCGGGCGGGCAACGCAGCGCGACGGGCGGGGAGGCCCCUUACCACCCCCUGAGAGAGCGGUAA